AUGAUCACUUUUCAGGCUCUCUCUAUGAGUCGCGAAUGUCAUUUGGAGGCCUUUAACCUUGGUGAUAGCCUCAACGAUGGGCCAAAGUUCUGCCGAUCUCAUUACCAACUACUCGGUUUGACAAAGCUGUCAACUGUCGAGGUCCCUGGCAGAACGUGGUUUCCAUGUUAUGUUUCAGGCCCCUUUGUUGACGUACAACGCACACGCAGCGUCUAUCACUGCAAUUUUGCAGAGAUCUUCAUAACAGCACAUGCUUUUAGGACAUCGAAUCGUCAACCGAAGAAGGCAGGACCCUGGCUGUGCAUUCUCUUUGGCGUCUUGGAAGGAUUGUCUGUACCGCUUGUCUCCACACAUCGGACGAGUGAUGCCUGGCGCAUGGGAAAACCGGGUCCUCGUAUGCGCGUUUGCGAUGUAUCUCGAAUGGUAGACAUAUUGACUCGCGUGGGGUUUGGACGGGAGAUUAAGACUCAUAAUGGAAACUCCACCCCAGGACAGAUUGGAUUUUACUCGAUUCAAUCGAUUAAAUCGAGCAUCAACCUUUCAGUUUUUUUUGGUGUUGUUGUGACAGCGCACGGGAGGCGGGAGUGCCAAGCCGAUAACAUCGCCGAUAACAUCGCCGAUAACAUCGCCGAUAACAUCGCCGAUAACAUCGCCGAUUCACCGGGCCGGAAAAUUCUGCAAAUUCGGCCCCACACCGAGAAACCAAGUUUCUUGUACUUGGAGUGGAUCGAGAUCCUGGAAGCAACUGCAAAAGAACGCAGGGCCUCUCUGCCCGCCUGGGAUGAUAGAGAACCUGAGGAGAAAGAUGGAGGAGGGGCGUCAGUUCGGGUCACAGAACGGUGUGACAUGUUGAGCGAACCUGUGGCUCUGUGGUUCUGCUCCGAGACAAUGGAGCCUUUCCCGUUUUUUCCUGCAAUAUCUGGACCACUGGCAACUCAAAGCACACAAGAAUCAUUAUCCGCGCGGGCGCACAUCGGCCCUUCGUCGCUACAAAACGUCAGGCGGGAUUGGCUGCAGUACCUUAGUUUCCGCGAUAGGGGGCUGAGCUGGGUCGCUCAACUUCUUGAAAAUGACGUCGUUUCUGAGGGAUGGUGGCGCCGCUACACCGGAAAGCUGCCGAGCUACUGGUGGAAAGUCUUUUACAAUACGUCCUUGACGCGAAUGCUUGGCCAUGCAUUCGUAAUCAAGAAGUCCCUUGCUAGAUGUAUCCAACUCUUGUUCUCAUCAACCAGGAUAAUCGGGUGCCGCCUGUGA
This is a messenger RNA of Colletotrichum lupini, 1254 nucleotides long. RefSeq lists its product as uncharacterized. The transcript has 7 exons. NCBI's taxonomy places the organism in Eukaryota, Fungi, Ascomycota, Sordariomycetes, Glomerellales, Glomerellaceae. The record is from RefSeq and is a predicted model, not a curated record. Bases 1 to 1254 code for a protein of 417 amino acids.